AUGGUUCUCCUGUCACUUUGGUUGAUAGCAGCCGCUCUGGUAGAGGUUAGGACUUCAGCUGAUGGACAAGCUGGUAAUGAAGAAAUGGUGCAAAUAGAUCUACCAAUAAAGAGACAGAGAGAGUAUGAGCUGGUGACUCCAGUCAGCACAAAUUUUGAAGGACACUAUCUCUCCCAUAUUCUUUCUGCAAAUCACAAAAAGAGGUCAGCGAGGGACGUGUCUUCCAACUCUGAGCAAUUGUUCUUUAACAUCACAGCAUUUGGAAGAGAUUUUCAUCUGCGACUAAAGCCCAACACUCAGCUAGUAGCUCCUGGCGCUGUUGUGGAAUGGCAUGAGGCAUCUCUGGUGCCUGGGAAUAUAACCGACCGCAUUAAUGAUCAUCAACCAGGAAGUGCUUCAGAAAGAAUCUGGAAAACAGAGCCUUUGCAGACUAACUGUGCUUAUGUUGGUGACAUCAUGGACAUUCCGGGAACCUCUGUUGCCAUUAGCAACUGUGAUGGUCUGGCUGGAAUGAUAAAAGGUGAUAAUGAUGAGUAUUUCAUUGAACCCUUGGAAAGAGGUAAGCAGAUGGAGGAAGAAAAGGGAAGGAUUCAUGUUGUCUACAAGAGAUCAGCAGUAGAACGGGCUCCCAUAGAUAUGUCCCAAGACUUCCACUACAGAGAAUCGGAUCUGGAAGGCCUUGAUGAUCUAGGUACUGUUUACAGCAACAUUGACCAGCAGUUGAAUGAAGCCAUGAGGCGACGCAGACACGCGGGAGAAAACGAUUACAACAUCGAGGUGCUGCUGGGAGUGGAUGACUCUGUGGUCCGUUUCCAUGGCAAGGAGCACGUCCAAAACUACCUCCUCACCCUGAUGAACAUUGUGAAUGAAAUUUACCAUGAUGAGUCCCUGGGAGUGCAUAUAAAUGUGGUUCUGGUGCGCAUGAUAAUGCUGGGCUAUGCAAAGUCCAUCAGCCUCAUAGAAAGGGGAAACCCAUCCAGGAGCUUGGAGAACGUGUGUCGCUGGGCUUGCCAACAACAAAAAUCUGAUCCCAAUCAUUCUGAACACCAUGAUCAUGCAAUUUUCUUAACCAGGCAAGACUUCGGACCUGCUGGAAUGCAAGGAUAUGCUCCAGUCACAGGCAUGUGUCAUCCAGUGAGAAGUUGUACCCUGAAUCAUGAGGAUGGUUUUUCAUCUGCUUUUGUAGUAGCCCAUGAAACUGGCCAUGUGCUGGGAAUGGAGCAUGAUGGACAAGGCAACAGGUGCGGUGAUGAGACUGCCAUGGGAAGUGUCAUGGCUCCUUUGGUGCAAGCAGCGUUUCAUCGUUACCACUGGUCCCGCUGCAGCGGCCAAGAACUGAAAAGAUACAUUCAUUCCUAUGACUGUCUCCUUGAUGACCCUUUUGAACAUGACUGGCCCAAACUCCCAGAACUUCCUGGAAUCAAUUAUUCUAUGGAUGAGCAAUGUCGUUUUGACUUUGGUGUUGGUUAUAAAAUGUGCACUGCGUUCCGAACCUUUGACCCAUGUAAACAGCUUUGGUGUAGCCAUCCUGAUAAUCCCUACUUUUGUAAGACUAAAAAAGGACCCCCACUUGAUGGGACCGAAUGUGCUGCUGGAAAAUGGUGCUAUAAGGGUCAUUGCAUGUGGAAGAAUGCUAAUCAGCAAAAACAAGAUGGCAACUGGGGAUCAUGGACCAAAUUUGGCUCCUGUUCCCGGACCUGUGGAACUGGUGUUCGCUUUAGAACACGCCAGUGCAAUAAUCCAAUGCCCAUCAAUGGUGGUCAGGAUUGUCCUGGUGUUAAUUUUGAGUACCAGCUUUGUAAUACAGAAGAAUGCCAAAAACACUUUGAGGACUUCAGAGCCCAGCAGUGCCAGCAGCGUAACUCCCACUUUGAAUACCAGAAUACCAAACACCACUGGUUGCCAUAUGAACACCCCGACUCCAAGAAAAGAUGCCACCUCUACUGUCAAUCCAAAGAGACUGGAGAUGUUGCUUAUAUGAAACAGCUGGUGCAUGACGGAACGCGCUGCUCUUACAAAGACCCAUACAGCAUAUGUGUGCGCGGAGAGUGUGUGAAAGUGGGCUGUGAUAAAGAAAUCGGUUCUAACAAGGUUGAGGAUAAGUGUGGGGUCUGUGGAGGAGAUAAUUCCCAUUGUCGAACCGUAAAGGGGACGUUUACCAGAACACCCAGGAAGCUUGGGUACCUUAAGAUGUUUGAUAUACCCCCUGGUGCUAGACAUGUGUUAAUCCAAGAAGACGAGGCUUCUCCUCAUAUUCUUGCAAUUAAGAAUCAGGCUACAGGCCACUACAUUUUAAAUGGCAAAGGGGAGGAAGCCAAGUCGAAGACCUUCAUAGAUCUUGGCGUGGAAUGGGAUUAUAACAUUGAAGAUGACAUUGAAACUCUCCACACCGAUGGACCUUUACAUGAUCCUGUUAUUGUCUUGAUUAUACCUCAAGAGAAUGAUACGCGCUCUAGCCUGACAUAUAAGUACAUCAUCCAUGAGGACUCUGCACCUACAAUCAACAACAACAAUGUCAUCCAGGAAGAAUUAGAUACUUUUGAGUGGGCAUUGAAGAGCUGGUCUCAGUGUUCCAAACCCUGUGGUGGAGGUUUCCAGUACACUAAAUACGGAUGCCGUAGGAAAAGUGAUAAUAAAAUGGUUCAUCGUAGCUUCUGUGAGGCCAACAAAAAGCCAAAACCUAUUAGAAGAAUGUGCAAUAUUCAAGAGUGUACUCAUCCACUCUGGGCGGCAGAAGAAUGGGAGCACUGCACCAAAACCUGCGGCAGUUCCGGCUAUCAGCUCCGCGCCGUGCGCUGCCUCCAGCCGUCCCACGAUGGCACCAACCGUUCGGUGCACAGCAAGUACUGCGUGGGGGGCCGUCCAGAGAGCCGCCGGCCUUGUAACAGAGUGCCCUGCCCGGCCCAGUGGAAAACGGGGCCCUGGAACGAGUGUUCAGUAACCUGCGGCGAAGGGACAGAGGUGAGGCAGGUCCUCUGCAGGGCGGGUGACCACUGCGAUGGUGAAAAGCCUGAGUCUGUCCGAGCCUGUCAGCUGCCUCCCUGUAAUGAUGAGCCAUGCUUGGGAGAUAAAUCCAUAUUCUGUCAAAUGGAGGUGCUGGCGCGAUACUGCUCCAUACCAGGUUAUAACAAGUUAUGUUGUGAGUCAUGUAGCAAGCGCAGCAGCACCCUGCCACCACCAUACCUUCCAGAAGCUGCUGAAACUCAUGAUGAUGCUAUCUUUAACUCCAGUGACCUCCCCGAAUCUCUAAUGAUGCCUACAUCUUUGGUUCCUUACUAUUUAGAGACUCCUGCUGAGAAGAAGAAAUCUUUGAGCAGGAUCUCUUCUGUAGGAGGUCCAAAUGCACAUGCUGCUUUCAGGCCAAACAGUAAAUCCAGUGGUGCUAACCUACCCCAGAGGAGAGCUCAGCCAGCAGAAAAUAAGACUCUGAGACUGGCCUCCCUACCCACCAAGAGUGGCCACCUCAGUUCAUCUCCACAAAUGGCUGCUGCCCCCUUCCUUGCAGCCAGUGAUUCCAUAGGUGCUUCUUCUCAGGCAAGAACCUCAAAGAAAGAUGAAAAGAUUAUUGACAAGAGACGUCCGCUAAGAUCAUCCACAUUGGAAAGAUGAGAAAGUGAAGCCAAAAGGCUAGACAUCAGUGGAAAAUCUGGACAAGCUCGCUCUCCCUGUGGUGCAUACAGCUUGUUUAAAGUGGAAAUCUCCAUAAAUCAUCAACUCAUUUUAUCUGUAUGUGGAAGAACAAAAAGUGCUGGUUCACUUUCUAGUUGCUUUCAUCCUCCUUUUGUUCUGCAUUGACUCAUUUACCAGAAUUCAUUGGAAGAAAGCACCAAAGAUUAUUAACCGAAGGAAAGUAAGUUGCUAAGCGUGUUGGUCAUUUUCUAAAGCAGAAAAGGGACUGGAAUCAAUUGUGCAUAUCAGCUGAUUUUUUUGUUGUUGUUUUUAAAAAGUUACAGUAAAAAUAAAAAAGAGGUGCCAAUGGUUUACAUUUUAACAAAAGGUUUUGAAAAUGGAGCAAAGAAUUCUUAGACUUGUAUUCCUAUUUAUCUAUAUUAGAAAUAUUGUAUGAGCAAAUUUGCAGCUGUUGUGUAAAUACUGUAUAUUGCAGAAAUCAGUAUUAUUUUAAGAGAUGUGUUCUCAAAUGAUUGUUUACUAUAUUACAUUUCUGGAUAUUCUAGGUGCCUGUCAUUGAGUAUUGCCUUAUUUGACGUUCUAUGAGUUGAUUUUCAAAGCAGAAUAUUACAAAGAAGUUAGAAACACCGCUACUGACAAUACAAAGGGUUUUGUUGUGUGGUUUUGUUUGAUCAGCAAUGUGACACCUAAAUUACAGAACAAGAAAAAAAAACAGAUAAGCUGCAGAUAUAGAGAUUUCAACUUACCUACUACCUUCCAUACUUUAAAUAAAAAAGAAUAAGUUUGGUGUCUUAGUAUACUUGCAGUCACAGGGAACAGAGACCAGUAAAUGAGCCUGUGCAGGACAAAAUGGAAACCCUUUUACCAGGGCCUCAAUAGACACCAUUGAAUUGUCCUGCUUUCCUGUGUUGUUUUUAAUUGUCCCAUUGUUGACAUAUACAAACAGGUAUACUCAAUGUACUGUAAUUAUUAACAAAGGAAAAAUGUACUGAGAUCAUUUGUUUGUAUGUCAGUAGCUGAGAAAAGCAUCGUUGAACU
This is a messenger RNA of Lagenorhynchus albirostris (white-beaked dolphin), 4668 nucleotides long. RefSeq names its product ADAM metallopeptidase with thrombospondin type 1 motif 3 (gene ADAMTS3). Gene Ontology annotation, cellular component: extracellular matrix. The record is from RefSeq and is a predicted model, not a curated record. Bases 1 to 3609 code for a protein of 1202 amino acids. Gene Ontology annotation, biological process: proteolysis; extracellular matrix organization. The transcript is spliced from 22 exons. Gene Ontology annotation, molecular function: metalloendopeptidase activity. Lineage: Eukaryota; Metazoa; Chordata; Mammalia; Artiodactyla; Delphinidae.